AUGGAAACAAAUUUAGUACCACCAUCAUCCACAAGAAAAAGAAUCAAUCAUACAGAAAAAGCACUCAAAGAUCAUGCUGAUGCAAUUCGAAACAUUCGUUCAAAUAUCGAAGAAAAAGAGAAAAUUAUUGAAGAACUUAAAAAGAGGUGUCUAAUAAAGGAAAAGAUGCUUGAAACUCGUAAUAACUCGUAUUUACAAAAGAAAGACCAACUAGAUCUUGAUGUUUGCCAAUUUAAAGCAAAUAAUCCAAUCGAAAACGAGAAAAUUACUCAAGAUAUCAAACAGAAUGAAGAUAAGCUUAAUCAAUUAAACGAAUUAUAUGAGUCUAUUGUUGUUAAAAUUCAAAAUUUGCAAUUAAAAAUUACAAAUAUUCGCGAAAAUGACAAAAAAGUUACGUCUGAACUCGCAUCAUUAGAAAAUAAAUCAAAGGAAUUACUUGUUCUAUCUGAUCCUCUUGCUAAUACAGUUGAAGAUGAUGUUAACGAUCUUGCAGAAGAAAUCAAAGAAUUAUCAACAGACAUUUCGAACUGCAAGAUUUCCAAUGUAAAUUACGACUCUAUGUCAUCUAUUCUAAAGUCCAAACUUAACAAAACAAUGAAAAGAAUUGAAGAAUUACGUGAAGAAUUAUUGAAGUAUAAAAUUACACAACAAAAAGAUCUCAACGCAAUCAAUUCGGAUUUAAACAAUUCUACAUCAUGUGUAAAUGAUCAAAAGAACAGUCUUUCUGUUCUAAUCAAGAAAAAAGAAGAAUAUACAAAAAAUAUUAAACGAAUUUUAAAUGAUUGUACAGAAACAAAAGAAGAAAUGGAAAUAAUCUCGUCUAAAAAGCGUAGAAUGAAUGAAAAUCUUGCGAAAAAACAAGAAAACCUUAAAUCCAUUUUAAAUCAACAGGAAGAAAUAAGUAAAAUCUCAUCAAACAAGUACAGGAAAAGCCAACAAUACAUAGAUAGUCAAUCCACUCUUAUAAAUUCAGUUCAUCAACAAAGAUUAGAAUUAUUAAAAUUAAUUCAACAUGAUAAAGCAAUCCUUGAGUCUCUGAAUGAGAACGAAAAGGAACUGCAAAUAAAAAUUGCCAAAAACAUUACAAAAAUCAGUAUUGAAGAAGAAAACGAAAAAAAUAAUGAAAUUUUAUACCACGAGCUAAACCAACAAGAAUACGAACAAGAACAAGAUACAAUAAACACAAGACUUGAAUAUGAAGGACUUUCUGUGAUUUGUUCUGAUUUAAUUAAAGAAAAAUCUAAAUUACAACAGAAACUUAAUAAAUUGAAUUCAACAGUUAUAGAACCAUUCAAAGACCAACAAAUUGAGAUCAAAAUACCAAAAACACCUCUUGUUAGAAAAGUAAAAUUAUUAUCAAAAAUUAAUGAUGAAUUAACUGCGAAGAUUGUUGGAGAACAGAGGAGAAUUGAGCAAUAUAAGCAACUUAAAGAUGAUAUUGAACAUAAAAUCACAACAACUAAACAAAGAAUUACAAAAGAUUUACAAAAUCACGCUAUUUUGCAAAACAACAUUCCAAAGCAUCAGUCAAAAGUAUCUACUUAUAUAUCUGUUGAAAUCAGUCGUCUUCAUCGACUAAUUGCUGAGAAAACUUUAUCAAUUGAAGAAAGAAAAUCAACACUGAAAAAACGAAACCAAAUUGUUGAUUGUAUUUCAGAUGAAUUCCACAUGAUUCCUUAUCCAGAAGGUGUUAUUAUUGUACCUCAUCCAGAAGAAUAA
Messenger RNA from Trichomonas vaginalis G3, 1719 nucleotides. RefSeq lists its product as uncharacterized. Bases 1 to 1719 code for a protein of 572 amino acids. NCBI's taxonomy places the organism in Eukaryota, Parabasalia, Trichomonadida, Trichomonadidae. The record is from RefSeq and is a predicted model, not a curated record. The transcript has a single exon.